Effrenium voratum is the source of this 1607-nucleotide messenger RNA. The record is from the annotation of a GenBank genome assembly. Lineage: Eukaryota; Dinophyceae; Suessiales; Symbiodiniaceae.
GCAGCAACCACAACAGCCACAAGAACCCGAAGACAAGAAGCGGAUUCUUCCCGCGGCCAAAUCCUCGACCCGGCCCUCCUUUUCGGCUCCAGUGGCUCAGAGACUGGGCCAUGGCGCGCCAGCUUGGGCAUCGAUCCGCACUCCGGCCAUGGCGACGCGCGCACGGAGGAAGGAGGCCUCCGUGGGGAGGAGGACGGAGUCUCAGCCGGUCUUCGAGUCCCAGCGCCUGCCGCAGCUGGGCCGCAGUGCCUCCCAGCCGCCCCGGCAGGCCGGGGAUGAGAUCUUUAGCAUCAUGGUCAUGAGGCAGCUGCAGAUGCGGAAGGACUUGGCGGGUCAAGCGCGGCAAGCCUCCAAGAACCUGCCCAGGUUGGAUUGCCCGUCGCAAAACCACCAGGAGCAGGCGGCCAUCCUCAUCGCAUCUAUGGCAGAGGCGGUGAGCAACGGCGCACGGUUUGGGAAGCACCGGAAGGAGGCCCACGUGCCUACGGAUCCGGAUCACUGGCCGGCGCUGGUGCAACAGGCAGCCCUUGCUGCCAGCUCAGCUGCUGCUGCGGAAGCGUCAGGCAUCUCGCUGGACACCCGCGGCUACUCCAAGACCUCAAUGGGCUCCAUGCGCUCGGUUGAGGAGCACUUGAGCCCCUUCGCCAUCGCGCUAAACCGCCGGCGCGCGCGGGAGGCGAAAGCCCGAGAGGAGCAUGCGGAGCGCGAAGCUCCGACGAAGGUCAAGGAGGAGGCUACCAGGCCAGAGACGCCGGCCUACCCUUCGCCAUUCAAAGAGCAGCCCCCGCCACCCCCCAUGCCGCCGGAUUGGAGCGAGCGGCUUUGGGAGGACAAGAAGCGUGAGCUGGCGGAGGAGCGGUCGCGGCGAGCGCCCAAACCACAGCCGCAGGCAGAGCGGCAGCCAGACUUUGUGCAGCCCGAGCCGCCGCCUGCUCCUCCCCGAGAGGACUCGUUGCCGGCCUGGCGCCCGUGGCGCUGCCCAAUCUUCCCCUGGACAAAGAAUCCGGAGGAGCGGCCCCCGGCGCCGGGCCCGGCGCAUGGAUUCUGCGCCCCGGGCGCGCCCCCGCGCGCGCCCGCGGCGCCUUCGGCGCCUGGCGCCGGCCUUUCCGGCGCUCGGGCCAUGCCGCGGGCGGCUGGCGCGGCAGGGCCUGGCAAAGGCCCAGGGCCGCCGCCGGACGCCAAAAGCCCCGUGGGCCACAGCUGGAAUUGGGGCUCCGGCAUCUUCGCGGGCAACAAAGUGAAGCCGUUGUUCCAGGUGCCGCAAGCUGCUGAUUUGGAAGCCAAGCGCACGCGGGAGCUGAUUGCCCAGCUUGAAGAGGAGAUGCAGAAGACCCGCGUCUUGCCACUGGAGGAGCGCAAGAGGGUGUUCAAGGACCUGCAACGUCGUUUUCACCCGGCCAACCACAGCCAGCCGGGGGCGAUUUUGGGUUCCGAGGACAAGAACCCAUUGGAGGAGCAAUCCGCUACGCUGGCCUUUCAGCAUCUCAUGGACAGCCGUCAUAGCUACUUGAGACCGUGAGGAACUUUUCCUUGAGCCAUCCGGCAGGUAGCUAGAGUUCGAAUCGCCAUGGCGAUGGUUGCAUUUGAAGGUUGACUUGUUUUGCCCA